AGCCCUCCUGUCGGUGUCGCUCCUAGGGUAUCAAGUGCUCUCUGGGAGUUUUGAUUAAAGCCCAAAUACCUUCAGUCAGAAGGCUGGGCACUGGAAAAGAAGACCGUAUAGGGGCCUGGAGUGGCUGAGAGAAGAAGCUAAACACUUACUUAUGGCUGUUUAGUGUAAUUAUCCAUCACAUUUGGGAUUGUGGAAGGGAAGUCUUUUAAAAUCAGUUGAAGUCGCCCAAGUUUUGUUCACUUUUUUGGGCGCCGACCAUGGAGAUGCAAAGGUGGUCCACAAGGUGGAAAACGAAAAGGUGGAUUAUGGAUUCCACUGUAACCGCAUUCAUCACUUUAACCCUGGUUCUUCAGGCUACACAUGUCAGAGCAGCUGAACCGGUGGACGUGCUAAAAGUAUUAGAAUUUCACAAUUCCCCCGAAGGAGUUCGGAAAACAUCAGGAUUUUGCACAAACCGAAGGGCGUCUAAGCCGGACACAGCCUACAGAGUUGGAAAACAGGCCCAGAUCAGUGCCCCCACCAAGCAGUUAUUCCCAGGGGGUGUGUUCCCUGAAGACUUCUCCAUCCUGACCACCCUCAGGCCCAAGGCCGGCCUCCAGUCCUUCCUGCUGUCUGUUUACAGUGAGCAGGGCGUGCAGCAGCUGGGGGUGGAGGUGGGACGCUCACCCGUCUUCCUGUAUGAGGACCAGAGUGGCAAGCCUGCUCCUGAGGACUACCCCCUGUUCCGCUCUCUCAACCUGGCCGACGGAAAGUGGCAUCGUGUGGCCAUCAGUGUGGAGAAGAAGACGGUCACCAUCAUCGUGGACUGUAAACAGAAGAUCACCAAACCCCUCCUCAGGAGUGACCGUGCCUCUAUUAACACCAACGGGAUCACUGUGUUCGGAACCAGAAUCCUUGACGAGGAAGUCUUUCAGGGUGACAUCCAGCAGCUGCUGAUUGUGGCCGAUCCUAAAGCAGCUUAUGACUACUGUGAACACUACAGCCCCGACUGUGAAACUCCCCACGGGCACUCCCUGCAGGCCCAGCAGCCUGAGGACGAGUACACUACUGCUGAUGACUUAGAUUACACUCAGUUCUAUGAUUACUCUGAAGUAGAAGGAGAGACAGAGAAUGUUCCAACAGAUGAGUACGAGGCGGGUAGUGACCCUCAGCUAAACAAUGUAGACGGAGAAUACACUGAGUAUACUGACAGUGAGCUUGACUACGGAACUGUAGAGGGUACUCAAACUCAGUCUCCCAUUGCCACCAGUGGACCAAACGAGGCUGUCGAGGAGGAGAUUGUUGCUGGUGACUAUGUUGUCACUGGAGCCGCCCCACUGAGUCAGGAGCCCACCGGUGCCCCCGAGGCUGGCCUGGACAGUGUGGACCCCGGAGUGGACGAGUAUGACUUUAAGGAGUAUGACCUAGGGGGCGUGUUGGACAAUAAGCAGUAUGAGUAUGGGGUGUAUGAUGAGUAUGGAAAUGUGGCCGCUGAGCUACCCAACCACAUGGAUACUGUUGAAGAAGAGGUGGGGCUGGGGGUUCCCGCGGAAACGGAGGAAUUCACCCAGACUGCCGUGGCUGGUGGUGGGGAGAAAGGAGAGAAGGGCGAACCCGCUGUGAUCGAACCUGGCAUGCUGAUUGAAGGACCUCCUGGACCUGCAGGCCCAGCUGGUCUACCAGGCCCUUCAGGUCUGCAUGGACCCCCUGGUGUUGCUGGAGAUCCUGGUGACAGGGGUCCCGCAGGGCGGGCAGGUCUGGCAGGAGCCGACGGUUUACCAGGUCCUCCGGGUACCAUGCUGAUGCUGCCAUUCCGUUUUGGAGGGGACGGAGAGAAGGGACCCGUGGUGUCUGCCCAGGAGGCCCAAGCCCAGGCCAUCCUCUCCCAGGCUAGACUCGCCAUGAGAGGUCCCUCAGGUCCAAUGGGUCUCACAGGAAGAUCCGGUCCAGUGGGUGUUCCUGGUUCUGCUGGACUUAAAGGUGAUAGUGGAGACCCUGGUCCUCAGGGCCCCAGGGGAGUCCAAGGGUCUGCAGGACAAAUAGGCAAAUCUGGCAAGAGGGGUCGUGGCGGAGCCGAUGGCGCCCGAGGAAUGCCUGGAGAGUCAGGCUCUAAGGGUGACAGAGGCUUUGAUGGCCUGCCCGGUCUGCCUGGUGAGAAGGGACACAGGGGGGAGACAGGACCACUGGGACCACCUGGAGCCCCUGGAGAGGAUGGACAGAGAGGCGAGGAUGGAGAGAUCGGGCCAAGGGGGUUGGCUGGAGAGAGCGGUCCUAGAGGUCUGCUUGGGCCCCGCGGUCCACCCGGUCCGACUGGACAGCCUGGUGUUGCUGGAGUGGACGGGCCACACGGUCCCAAAGGAAACAUGGGACCUCAAGGAGAGCCAGGACCUCCGGGUCAGCAGGGGAUCCCAGGGACACAAGGUCUUCCUGGUCCUCAAGGUCCCAUCGGACCGCCUGGUGAAAAAGGACCUCAGGGCAGGUCGGGGUUGGCUGGUUUACCCGGGUCAGAUGGACCUCCUGGUCAUCCUGGUAAAGAGGGCCCACCUGGUGAGAAGGGAGCUUUAGGCCAGUCAGGUCCCCAGGGUCCUAUUGGUUAUCCUGGUCCUCGUGGUGUCAAGGGUGCUGACGGUGUUCGUGGACUGAAGGGUGGAAAGGGAGAGAAGGGUGAGGACGGUUUCCCUGGGUUCAAGGGAGACAUGGGUCUCAAAGGUGACAGGGGUGAGCUUGGUGUGCUUGGGCCCCGCGGGGAGGACGGACCUGAGGGCCCCAAGGGCCGAGCAGGGCCCAACGGAGAGUCUGGCCCCAUGGGUGCUGCUGGAGAGAAGGGAAAACUGGGUGUUCCAGGAUUACCCGGCUACCCAGGAAGACAAGGUCCAAAGGGUUCCAGCGGCUUCCCGGGCUUCCCAGGGGCCAACGGAGAGAAAGGAGCCAGGGGCGUGGCGGGCAAACCCGGUCCAAGGGGGCAAAGAGGUCCAACGGGUCCACGAGGGGGUCGGGGUGCUAGAGGUCCUACAGGCAAGCCAGGCCCUAAGGGCACGGCGGGCAAUGAUGGUCCACCUGGCCCGCCUGGCGAGAGAGGACCUCAAGGACCCCAGGGCCCCGUCGGGUUCUCAGGACCAAAGGGCCCCCCUGGACCACCUGGAAAGGAUGGGCUGCCCGGCCACCCUGGUCAGCGAGGAGAGACGGGAUUCCAAGGAAAGACAGGUCCACCCGGCCCAGGGGGAGUUGUUGGUCCUCAGGGUCCCACAGGAGAGACCGGUCCCAUCGGUGAGAGAGGCCACCCUGGACCCCCAGGUCCACCCGGAGAGCAGGGUCUUCCUGGCUCUGCUGGCAAAGAGGGAGCCAAGGGAGACCCCGGUCCCCAAGGAGCCUCAGGUAAAGACGGUCCCGCUGGUCUACGAGGAUUCCCAGGAGAGAGUGGUCUUCCCGGCACGUCGGGUCCAGCUGGUUUGAAGGGAGGAGAAGGACCUCAGGGACCCUCUGGCCCCGUGGGCUCCCCUGGUGAGAGAGGUGCUGCUGGACCUGCCGGCCCUAUCGGUUUAUCUGGUAGAACUGGUCCUCAGGGGCCCCCAGGACCUGCUGGAGAGAAGGGAGGGCCUGGUGAGAAAGGUCCCCAAGGACCAGCUGGUCGGGACGGAGUCCAAGGUCCAGUGGGUCUGCCUGGCCCCGCCGGACCUCAGGGUCCACCCGGAGAGGACGGUGACAAGGGAGAGGUUGGAGAGCCAGGUCAGAAGGGAAGCAAAGCAGACAAGGGUGAACAGGGUCCUCCUGGGCCAGCUGGUCUCCAGGGUCCCAUCGGUAACCCAGGACCUGCAGGAGGUGAUGGAGAGCCCGGUCCCAGGGGUCAGCAGGGGAUGUUCGGACAGAAGGGAGACGAAGGAUCCAGAGGUUUCCCCGGGCCCCCUGGUCCCAUUGGUCUGCAGGGUCUUCCUGGACCUCCAGGAGAGAAGGGUGAGAACGGAGAUGUCGGUCCGAUGGGUCCCCCCGGUCCACCUGGUCCCAGAGGUCCUCAGGGUCCUAGUGGAGCUGAUGGUGCACAAGGUCCUCCCGGUGGUGUGGGUGCCAUGGGAGGCGUGGGUGAGAAGGGUGAAAACGGUGAAGCUGGCAACCCAGGAACCCCUGGAGAGCCCGGAACUGGAGGGCCUAAAGGCGAGAGAGGAGACAAGGGAGAGGCAGGACCACCCGGAGCUGCUGGACCCGCUGGCGCCAAAGGACCACCUGGAGAUGAUGGACCCAAAGGCAACCCUGGGCCGGUUGGUUUCCCUGGAGACCCUGGUCCACCCGGUGAGGCCGGUGUUGCUGGAACUGAUGGCUCUGCGGGAGAGAAAGGAGAGGAUGGUGAAUCUGGUCAGCCUGGUCCUCCUGGUCCAUCUGGUGAAUCUGGUCCACCUGGUCCUCCCGGCAAGAGAGGCCCCCCAGGAACUGCCGGUGCAGAGGGUAGACAAGGAGAGAAGGGCGCCAAGGGUGAGUCUGGAGCCGAGGGACCCCCAGGUAAAACUGGCCCAGUCGGCCCACAGGGGCCCUCAGGAAAGCCCGGUCCAGAAGGUCUGCGUGGAAUCCCUGGCCCUGUUGGUGAACAAGGACUUCCUGGUUCCUCUGGACAAGACGGCCCACCUGGACCUAUGGGACCCCCUGGUCUCCCAGGUCUGAAGGGUGACCCCGGGACCAAGGGUGAAAAGGGUCAUUCAGGUCUGAUUGGUCUGAUUGGACCCCCUGGCGAGCAGGGAGAGAAGGGAGACAGAGGCUUGCCUGGACCCCAGGGUUCUCCUGGAGGCAAGGGCGACGGUGGUAUUAGUGGAUCUUCAGGUCCUCUCGGUCCUCCUGGUCCUCCAGGCCUGCCUGGUCCUGGAGGUCCUAAGGGAUCUAAGGGUUCAUCGGGUCCUGCUGGUCAGAAGGGAGACACCGGUACGAUCGGUCCACCUGGUCCUCCUGGUCCCCCUGGUGAGGUGAUCCAGCCACUGCCCAUCCAGUCUCCCAAGAAGAACCGUAGACACGCAGACAUGCAGGCGGACGCGGCGGGUACCAUGAUGGACUACGGAGAGGGCAUGGAGGACAUCUUUGGUUCGCUCAACAACCUCAAACAGGACAUUGAGAGGAUGAAGUACCCCAUGGGCACACAGAACAACCCAGCCAGGACCUGCAAAGACCUGCAGCUCGCCCACCCAGAGUUCCCUGAUGGCGAGUACUGGAUAGAUCCUAACCAGGGAUGCUCAGGGGACUCCUUCUCGGUCUACUGUAACUUCACGGCUGGAGGAGAGACCUGUAUCUACCCAGAUAGGAAGUCCAGCGGAGUCCGAAUAUCUUCAUGGCCCAAAGAAAUACCAGGGUCGUGGUUCAGUGAAUUUAAGCGGGGUAAACUAUUGUCAUACGUUGACGCAGCCGGCAACACAAUAAACGAGGUUCAGAUGACCUUCCUGAAACUACUGACUGCCUCGGCCAGGCAGAACUUCACCUAUAACUGCCAUCAGUCUGUGGUGUGGCACGACGAGACCACCGACAGCUAUGACAAGGUGCUGCGAUUCCUAGGAUCCAACGACGAGGAGAUAUCCUAUGACAACAACCCCUACAUCAGGGCCCUCACAGACGGAUGCGCGACGAGGAAGGGCUACGGAAAGACUGUGAUAGAGAUUAAUACUCCCAAAAUCGAUCAGGUUCCCAUCAUAGAUGUCAUGUUGUAUGACUUUGGAGAUGCCAGCCAGAAGUUUGGAUUUGAAGUGGGUCCAGUCUGCUUCCUUGGCUAAUUAAAAAACAAAAAAACAAAAAAACUUGGCGGGGUCAGAAAGAAAGUCAAGACAUUUUGGAUACCACCCAGCCCCCCCCACCCUUUUCCAUGCCACAUGCAAGUUUUGAAUAAAAAAAUGGUGUAGCGAACAUGUCUUGCCAUGUAUGUAUGUAUUACCUAGAAAAAUACUUGUUGCCCUUGUAGGGCUAGAAUCACAUGACUUAAAACUGUUAUGGAGCAAAGGUGAAGGACAUUUGAAGGCGUGGCAGGGAAGGGGAAACAGGAGAAGAAUGAGGGAGGUCGAAAGGAGAGAGACACCUCUUUUCUGGAUUCUCCAGGUGCUGUACAAAAAAAAUGACUACAAUGGUGCUUGUUCAAACAACAAAAUAAAGAGGUGCUAAGAAAGAAGGUGUAUUUUGAUAAUAAAAAAAUGUAAUUAUUAUUUUGUACAAUCUGUUAUUUCUGAAUCCACUUUCAAAACUUGCAUGUGUAUCAGAAUCGCAUCUGGCUCUUAAUUUCAAUGUUCGUAACAAAAGAUAUAUAUAAGUUAAAUAAAUAAAUAAAGACAGACAGACAGAGAGAAAGAAAUAAUUAAGAUAUUUUGUUGAUGAAUAAAUACUGUGUACCUGUUAUGAAGCAAAUAAAAUGAGUAUUCAAACGAUUCCCUAUUUCUAAUGAUAAUGCAUCCCCUUUGUAUAUAUUGACCAUCCAAAGCUCUAGGUUAUUUGCAGUUUUGCCCAUCAAGACCAUAGGUAAACAACUGGAAACUUCUCACCAGCACACAUAUAACAACAUAUCCCACUAAUGUUGUGAACCUGUGCUUGUAUUAAGCAAUCAUGGAAUUCAUUCUUCUUUUUAUUUAAGUAUUUUUGUUUUGAUUUGUUUAAAAAAAAAAAUCUGUCAGUUUUUCUUUUUGGUCGUAUACCUCAAACUUUCUUGAUAACCAUAAGAUCCAUGGAUGUUAUGCCCUGUAUAUAUCUUGGUUAAACAAUUAAGUUUAUAUAUUUUGGGUGGGGAAUUUUUUAAGAAAGAAAUACUUAUCGGUUACACAUCUUCUGUUCAGAUCCUUCUGUGAAUACAAUGAUAAGUCCUUAAGGUGACCCAUUUUUGUAACUAAAAUGAGAAAAUGUUUUAAUGUGCUUUUAAUGGUUCAUUUAAAAUAUUAAAACUGGAUUCUAAACAACAGUGAA
Salvelinus fontinalis (brook trout) is the source of this 6891-nucleotide messenger RNA. RefSeq names its product collagen, type XI, alpha 1a (gene col11a1a). The transcript is spliced from 65 exons. The record is from RefSeq and is a predicted model, not a curated record. Bases 258 to 5720 code for a protein of 1820 amino acids. Gene Ontology annotation, molecular function: extracellular matrix structural constituent. Lineage: Eukaryota; Metazoa; Chordata; Actinopteri; Salmoniformes; Salmonidae.